Molecule: messenger RNA, 2534 nt
Organism: Phacochoerus africanus (Common warthog)
Lineage: Eukaryota; Metazoa; Chordata; Mammalia; Artiodactyla; Suidae
Product: ADP-ribosylation factor 2
Exons: 5
Coding region: 392-937 (181 amino acids)
Biological process (GO): intracellular protein transport; vesicle-mediated transport
Cellular component (GO): plasma membrane; cytoplasm
Molecular function (GO): GTPase activity; GTP binding
Source: RefSeq, a predicted model, not a curated record
UGCUAUGGUAUAUUUGCAACUCUUUGCCUACUUAAUUUCUCUGUUAGCAGUGUAGUUUCCCAUUGCUGUAUUUCCUCACCUCUGAAAAUUUUUCUGGGUAUUGAUGUGGUCUGCUAGCCAAAGGCAACUACUGAAUUUCUAAGAGAUGUUACUAUUUACCCUGACUUAAAGACUUUGCUUCACAUUGUGUAAAAUAAACUGGUUCUCUGCUCUUAAGUUCUCAUUUCAGAAGUAUUAGUGGUAUCUGUUGUGUCACAGCUUCCGUACUUCAGAUAACUAAAGCCUGCCACCAUUGAGACUGUGCUUCCACCUAUCUCACUUGGAUGCUGCAGUGGAAAAACGGAAAUUUUUGGCAGGGCAUCAAAAGGCUUAGUAACAGAAUUCAAUUACAAUGGGGAACGUUUUUGAAAAACUCUUUAAAAGUCUCUUUGGGAAAAAAGAGAUGCGGAUUCUGAUGGUGGGUUUGGAUGCCGCUGGGAAGACCACCAUCUUAUAUAAGUUGAAGCUGGGAGAGAUUGUGACAACCAUCCCUACAAUCGGUUUCAAUGUGGAGACGGUGGAAUAUAAAAACAUCAGCUUCACAGUCUGGGAUGUCGGUGGCCAAGACAAAAUCAGACCUUUAUGGCGACAUUAUUUCCAGAACACACAAGGUCUGAUUUUUGUGGUCGACAGUAACGAUAGAGAGCGGGUCAAUGAAGCCCGAGAAGAACUAACCAGAAUGUUAGCUGAAGAUGAGCUCAGAGAUGCAGUUUUAUUGGUGUUUGUAAAUAAACAGGAUCUUCCCAAUGCUAUGAAUGCAGCAGAGAUAACAGACAAGCUCGGCUUACACUCCCUCCGCCAGAGGAACUGGUACAUUCAGGCUACUUGUGCCACCAGUGGAGAUGGGCUUUACGAAGGCCUGGACUGGCUCUCCAACCAGCUCAAAAACCAGAAGUGACGGGAAGCGCUCCGUUCCCUGUGCAUCAUGGCCAAAGCAGCUGGCCUCUCUGUGUGCGUGUGUGCGUGUGAGGAGCCGAGUGUGGGCGUGUGGCCGGGCGUGGGAGCAGCUUUCUCACAUGGUGCCUUAUACAUGUGCUAGGGAAACCAGUCUUACAUGUUAUGAACAACGAGUGUUACAUUUUAAAUGCUACCUUCCAUUUUAAUGGCCGUGAUGGCCAGUUUGGCAGUGGAUGCAGGGGCCCAGGAGGCUCCGUGCACAACAACCAGAGUGGCCUCGAGAUGGGAAGAAGGCGGAGGGUGGGCGGGGACCGAGUUCCUUUGUGCCAUCCUGGGUCUGGCGUCUCUGCCCACCUGGGGUCCGCUCAGACUUUGGCAUCCUUUUCCCAUCACUGCCAGAGCUAGCAGCUCACCUUUCAGUGCUUUGAAGCAAGUGGUCCUCAAGAGAAAAAGGCUCUUGCUUCCUGCAGGUAAGAAGUUCAAAUUUGAACUUUUCCCUGAAGCGAUAUUCUAACCUGGAUUUCCUGGUUUAAUUGAAAGGAAUCGGUGGUCUUUUUCCAUGAGGGUAUCAGGACCUAGAAACUCUAGAAAAGCAUCCAGUCCUUUCCUUCUUUGCCUCUUAGUUGCCAAAUGGAGACCCUGGGGUCGUGACCCCAGCACGCAGCAAAGGCUCUUCCCCGGGCUCCACAGCCGCACGCGCAGGGUCCAGUUAAGGCAGGAGGUGCCGGUGGAGCCUGUGUGCCUGCAUCACCGCCCCGGGCUUCAGGCUCCUGAGACCGCUGCUCCCACGUGUCUGCUUUGUGCUGAAUGUUCUCCGCUCACAGCUGGACGUUCCCUCCUGGGGUGGAACCGUCACUGUGUACAGUGUCUCAGUCCAGCCUUCGGUUUGGAUGAGCUGCUAUUCCCAGAACCACACGCCUGUGAGUUCUGUGCGUCUGUCAGAGAAUCAGGUGGUCAACACGGGGGGGUGAAGCUCCCGGCAGCCCCUGGUGUGGUCCCCGAGGUGGUUGGUGCUAAAGUUCGCUAUGAAGAAUGUCUCGUCCAGACCACUCUCCGUAGCCCUGACUCCCUCAUCUGGCUGGGAGUAAUGUCUUCGGUGGAAAGAUGUCUUAAGUUGUCCUCAGAACAGUCGGAGAAAUGGCCCGGAAAUGAGCUCAGUCACUCGGUAUCUAGAGCACUUUUGCCCAGACAGCUGUUGGCCAAAUUUGCACCGAAGCUCUUCCACUACUACCUUUUAAAAUUCCUUUGCCAAGGAGGAACAUGUUAGGUGAAUUUUAACAAAAGUAAACCGUGUUUAUUGACAGCAAUGUAGUAGCUAUAACUAGGAAGAACUUUCAUGCCAUGAUAAAUGUGGGAUGUAAUGUUUUUCUUUCAAAUAGUGACUUUAAAGAAUGCUCAUUGUACUCCUGGCUACAGAGUCCAGAUUUGAUUUUUACUCAUGGGGUUAAGUCCUGAGAAACAUUUAGACUGUACACCUCAGACUGGCAGGACCUGUGUCUUACACUUUUGUAUUUAUGCUCAAUACCGUGUGCCUGGUACAGCACUAGGCCUGGGUGAACAUGUGUUGAUUGGCUGGACAAUAAAGACCUUGCUUUGGA